This is a messenger RNA of Sinocyclocheilus anshuiensis, 1978 nucleotides long. RefSeq names its product pleckstrin homology domain-containing family D member 1-like. The transcript has 13 exons. NCBI's taxonomy places the organism in Eukaryota, Metazoa, Chordata, Actinopteri, Cypriniformes, Cyprinidae. The record is from RefSeq and is a predicted model, not a curated record. The coding region runs from base 209 to 1726 and encodes 505 amino acids.
GUUUCCACAUCCAAUACCAGCUGAUGUCACUAUUGGCAGAUGCAUCAUUCCACAUCACUGAAUAACUGGAGGAUAUCAUCACAAGCUCUGUCUGUUUGAAUGCAUCUCUAUAGGAUUAUUGGAAAGUGUACAUGCUACUAUUUUAACUUUAUUGACAUUUUUUUUUACCACACCUCCUCCUCUCGUACUUCCUGUGAAAAAGUCAGCUAUGUUCUCCUCGUCCAAACCCUCCCUACUCGUGCCCUGGACCUCCAUGGAUCAAGCUGACUCGGACGCUUUGGAUAUCAGCACUAAAGUGCAACUGCAUGGGGUUCUGUGGAAGAGACCUUUCGGGAGGCCCUCAGCCAAGUGGUCCCGCAGAUUCUUCAUCAUCAAGGAUAGUUUUCUUUUGUACUAUGCUGAGAACGAGAAAAAAAGCUUUGAGACCAAUAGAUACUUCAACAUUCACCCCAAGGGGGUGAUUCCAUUAGCUGGAUGCAUCGUCGAGCCAAGAGAAGAUCAAGGCAUGCCAUUUGCCAUGGUUAUCAACCAUGAAGACUUCACAGGAAACAUUGUCCUGGCUGCUGAAUCAGAGCCAGAGCAGAGCCAAUGGGUGGAGAUGCUACAAGAGUCAGGAAAAGUCACUUGGAAGAAUGCUCAGUUGGGUGAGGCUAUGACUGAGAGUCUUGAAGCUCAGGGGCUACAGCUGGCUAAAGAAAAGCAGGAAUACUUGGAUAAGCUCAUGGAGGAGACUGAAGAACUGUGCUUGCAAAGAGAACAAAAGGCGGAGCUGGAGAGACUGAAUCAAUUGCUGGAGGAAGAAAAGCAGAAGUUUGAGGAAGUGGUUCAAGAGCUGAGAACAGAACAAGAUCAAAUUAAACUAGAUCUGGAUGGUACUGCUCAGUGUCUGAAAGGUGUGGAAAAUGAAAAAGAGGAGCUUCAUAAUCUUACCACAAUUCUGCAGAAGUCUUUAGAGGAGUUAUCCCAAGAGAAAAAGCGUACCCUCGAGCUGCUGCGAGAAAGAGGACAGGAUGUGGCUGAAACAGGAAGUGAUCGGCGGGCCUCUUUAAACUCUCAGAAUCCAGAGGUGCAGCUUCAGGGCAACCUGCGGCAAAUCGAGGAGCAGAUGAAGAGCCUGCUUAAAGAGAAAGAACAGGCAGAAGAAAGGCUGAAAGAGAAUGAAAAGCGAGCCAAACUUCUGCAGGAGGAGAGGGAGUUUUAUUCUUCUCAAGCUCAAGCUCUCCAGCAGUCGCUCACACAGCUCACAGUAGACAAACAGCACACCGAGGAAGAGCUGAAGGCAGAGAUGGAGUCUCGUGUGGAACUGGAGCUUAGGCUGAAAUUGGCUGAGGAGGCUCUGCAAGAUCUAGAGCAGGGUCUAAAUGCAAUAGAACGCACCCAUGAGAGGGAUGAAAGAAUGAAAGGAGACGUCAGCCAUCUCCGCAAGUUCUUUGAGGAAUGUAUCUGUGCGGCGGAGAUUGAGGCCAAGUUACCGUCCAUCAUGAAGAACGCAGUGUAUCUGCAUAAAGCUGCUGCUCGACGCAUCAAAAGUUGCCGUAUCCAGAGACGGGCCUCCAGACAGCACUGGUUGAAGCACUCUCAAUCAUUUGCCUCCUCUCGCGGUGCCUCCUCCAGCAGUCUUGAAGAGUUGAGAGAAACUGCCCGGCGCCUGACUACAGACAGCUGUUUGAGACAGCGGGCCUACAAGAUCAUCACCCGCCAGAAGACCGUUCAGUCUGAGGACUAACAGUGUUCUGGCAGAUGGACUGAGAGAGUGGAAGUUGUUUUGUCAUCCUGCUCUGUGCUGUGCAACUUCUGGUGAAUGUUAGGCAAUCAUAAUUCAGUAAGGGAAAUCUGCACAUGCAGUGUGCCGUCAUACUUUGGGACUGUGUGUCCUUCUUAUUGUGUCCAUGUAAAUGUAAAACACUGUAGAAUAAUAAAACUAUAUGAAAUGUCAAAAUAUUUGCUUUUAGUGAGAAUAAAAUAACUUAUCUAACAA